Messenger RNA from Clonostachys solani, 2427 nucleotides. Lineage: Eukaryota; Fungi; Ascomycota; Sordariomycetes; Hypocreales; Bionectriaceae. The record is from the annotation of a GenBank genome assembly.
AUGGAAUCCAAGACGCGAUGCAAGAUCAUCAUUGCUGGAGGAGGCGUCCACGGGUUGACACUGGCAAACAUGCUGGAGCAGCUCGACAUUGAUUACGUUCUCCUUGAAGCACGGGAUCAUCCCACACCCGCUGCUGGUUUCGGCAUAGGUAUAGUUCCCAAUGGACUGCGCAUUCUCGACCAGCUCGGACUGUACGAGGGUGUCAAGGCCAUCCCUCGAGCAUGGUUAGGCCGGACUUCCCUCCAUGACUCCGACGGCACUGAAAUCACCUCGGUCGGAGAUUUGGCUCAGCAUUAUAAAAGGAGGUUCGGAUACCCUGUAUUUUUCUUCGAUCGACACUGGCUGCUAGAGCUUCUCUACAACAACCUCAAGCACAAGGACAAAGUUCUCGUCAAUAAGGCUGUCCGUCAUGUCAGUCUCAUCUCCGGAGGUAUCGAGGUCGAGACUUCGGAUGGCCAAGUUUACACCGGAACCUUGCUCGUCGGGGCAGAUGGAGUGCACAGUCGCGUUAGGGAGGAGAUGCACCGUCUGGCUGAGGAUACAGAGCCUGGCUAUUUCUCGCAGCACGACAACCCGGAGAGACUAUCCAGUUGCUCAUACGCCUGUAGUUUUGGUAUUUCUCAAAAUGUUGACCAUCUUCGCAACGAUGGCAUCAUCGCGGUGGUCGGCACUCACUGGACGCAGCUGCAUGUCCCAGGCCCGGAUAAAAAAGACUAUUUCUUCUUCUUUAUUCGGCUCCCCAAGACGCUUUACGGAAGUGAUAUCAAGAAGUAUACUAAGAAAGAUGAGGAGGAGGUUUUUGAAAAAUAUUCAAAGCUUCCAGUCUGUGAACACGUUGUCUUGGGCGAUGUCUUCUCGAAGAGGCUCAACUCCACGCUGACGCCUCUUCACGAAUAUGUUCGUGAGAAGUGGUUUUUCGAUCGGAUAAUUGUUCUUGGUGAUGCAUGCCAUAAAAUCCGCGCGUUUGUGGGCGAGGCUGACAGCUCGACGCAGAACAAUCCAAUUACAGCCCAAGGCGGCAACAACGCAAUUGAAUCAGCGGCGGAGUUCAUAAAUGGCCUCGUAAAAGUAAGAGACUCUCGGCCAGAUGGCCUGGAUGAACUCAGCGAUGGCGAUAUCGAGACCAUCUUCCAGUACGCCCAAUCAGCAAGGCGUGGCCGGGCCAACGAUACCACAAACAGUGCCCAUAUUGGGCAGGCUUUGGUUGCCACGGAGUUUUCCCCGGCGACUUUACUUCUACGCAAAUGGGUGGCUCCUGUUGUCUCUGACGAGUUGAUCCUCAACUUCUUUAGUAUUGUGGUCCCCGGAGCUGCAAGACUUCACCAUUUGCCUGUGCCGAAGUAUCGCCAUGCGAUUCCUUAUGACGAUGAAGUUCCAGGAAAGCCUUUCAGCAGGCGAACUUUCCUUUCGGGGUUCCUCCUAUUCGCAGGUAUCAUGAUGCUUUUGAUCUGGAACUCGCCUGGUGCCUGGCCUAUCGUGUCUGAUCCUCAGUCCUGGGUUGGCCAGACCGCAGUAUCGCUAGUAUCUGCCUUAAUCGUGCCAAUCCCGGGACACGACUUAGCUUCUGGAGUCCAUUUGGUUUACUUCUCAGCACAGUUUAUCUCGCCUAUUCUGAUUUACACGAUCGAGGGCUACCGUUUAGGGCACCGGGCUACCUUCAUCAGCCUGCCGUUUGUUAUUCUGGCCGCGACCCAAAUCUGGGGAAUCUGGUUCACCAUCCCAGUCUACGCCAUCCUUCAUGGUUUGCAAUGCCACUGGUACUGCACUGGAAGGUUUAUCAAACCCGAGGUUGCCAAGUCCCUGGUCCCUUCUCUGAUUCUCGGUUACAUUGUACCAACUAUUCUGAUGUUCACUCUGGAUGACGGCAUAGCUCCGCAAGCCUUGGCCGCUUUUUGGCAAGUCGGACCUCCUCUGGUGCCCAUUUUGACUCGCUUGAUUUCUUCCUUGAUCCUAUGGCAUAUCCGCUCCGGCUGUUCUGAGGAGGCGAAGACGGAGAAGGAGAAGGAUGACGAAUAUGAGCGGUACAGUGACGAAGAUGUCCCAUAUCUCAACAUCGCGUAUGCAUUUACUUUUGCCAUCCAAGCAAUAGUUCACGCCACUGUCUGCGCUUUCGUCUUGACACGCCCCGAGUUCAACUUUAGCAGCAUCUUCUUCAGCACUUCUAACUUAAUUUCCAACAAUGGAUACACCACGGAGGCAACUACACUAUUCCUCGGGCAUGCCAUGGGUAUAUCUGCUUUUGCUGUCUUUCUUCAUUGUAUGUAUGCGAUCUGGAUUUUGCGAGCGCGAGGCUAUGUGGUGACGAGGGAAGCCGUCGAGGCUGUGAUGCUCGUAACUCUUGGCCAGGUCCUCGUUGGCCCUGGAGCUACCUGGACGGGGCUUUGGUGCUGGAGAGAAUCUGUAUUUGCUGGCCUCAACUCGAAAUGA